This is a messenger RNA of Empidonax traillii (willow flycatcher), 2129 nucleotides long. It is a transcript of the gene UBA1, whose product is annotated as ubiquitin like modifier activating enzyme 1. Gene Ontology annotation, molecular function: SUMO activating enzyme activity. The annotation marks the transcript as partial. The transcript is spliced from 16 exons. Gene Ontology annotation, cellular component: cytoplasm; SUMO activating enzyme complex. NCBI's taxonomy places the organism in Eukaryota, Metazoa, Chordata, Aves, Passeriformes, Tyrannidae. Gene Ontology annotation, biological process: protein sumoylation. The record is from RefSeq and is a predicted model, not a curated record.
UCACAGGUACGUGCUGGGCCACGAGGCCAUGAAGCGCAUGCAGACCUCCAACGUGCUGGUGUCGGGGCUGCGGGGGCUCGGCGUGGAGGUGGCCAAGAACCUGGUGCUGGGGGGAGUCAAGUCUGUCACCCUGCACGAUCCCCACCCUGCGGCCUGGACAGACCUCGCCUCCCAGUUCUACCUGCGAGAGGAGGACGUGGGGCAGAGCCGGGCGGAGGCGACGCUGCCGCGCCUGGCGGAGCUCAACUCCUACGUGGCCGUGACCAGCACGCGGGAGCCGCUGUCCCAGGAGCUGCUGGCGCCCUUCCAGGUGGUGGUCCUGACCAACUCCCCCCUGGAGGAGCAGCUCUGGGUCGGCGACUUCUGCCACAGCCACGGCAUCAAACUGGUGGUGGCCGACACGCGCGGGCUCUUCGGGCAGCUGUUCUGUGACUUUGGGGACGACAUGGUGGUGACAGACCCCAACGGGGAGCAGCCCCUCAGCGCCAUGGUCUCCAUGGUGACCAAGGGGUGCCCCGGGGAGGUGACGUGUCUGGACGAGGCGCGUCAUGGCUUCGAGACGGGUGACUUUGUCACCUUCACUGAGGUGGAGGGGAUGGAGGAGCUGAAUCGCUGCGGCCCCGUCGAGAUCCGCGUCCUCGGGCCAUACACCUUCAGCAUCGGGGACACCAGCGGGUUCGGGGACUACGUGCGGGGGGGCAUCGUCACCCAGGUCAAGAUGCCCAAGCACAUCCACUUCAAGCGGUUCCGGGACGCUCUGGCUGAGCCGGAGAUGAUGGUGACGGAUUUUGGGAAGGUCGAGAGACCCUCGAUGAUGCACUGGGGGUGGCAGGGACUGCACCGCUUCAUGCGCCAGCACGGCCGCCCCCCCCGGCCCCGCCACCAGGGUGACGCGGCCGAGGUGGUGGCCCUGACCCGGGAAGUGGCCGCGGGGGCGGAGCUGGACGAGGAACUGGUGCGGGAAUUGGCCUUCCAGGCCACUGGGGACUUGGCUCCCGUCAACGCCUUCAUCGGGGGCCUGGCGGCGCAGGAGGUCAUGAAGGCUGUGUCGGGGAAGUUCACGCCCAUCACUCAGUGGCUUUACUUCGACGCGCUCGAGUGUCUGCCCGAGGAGAACCGCGACUCGCUGCUCACCGAGGAGCAGUGCCGGCCGCGCAACAGCCGCUACGACGGGCAGAUCGCCGUGUUCGGGGCGGAGCUGCAGGCCAAGCUGGGAGCCCAGAAGUACUUUGUGGUGGGGGCAGGGGCCAUUGGUUGUGAGCUGCUCAAGAACUUUGCGAUGGUGGGGCUGGGCUGUGGCCCCGAGGGCAGCAUCACCGUCACCGACAUGGACACCAUCGAGAAGUCCAACCUCAACCGCCAGUUCCUGUUUCGGCCCUGGGACGUCACGAAGCUGAAGUCGGAGCGGGCGGCGGCGGCGGCGCGGGAGAUGAACCCGGCGCUGCGCGUGAGCAGCCGCACCGACCGCGUGGGGCCCGACACCGAGCGCGUCUACGACGACGACUUCUUCGAGGGACUGGACGGCGUCGCCAACGCCCUGGACAACGUGGACGCCCGGCUGUACAUGGACCGGCGCUGUGUUUACUACCGGAAGCCGCUGCUGGAGUCGGGCACGUUGGGCACGAAGGGCAACGUGCAGGUGGUGAUCCCGUUCCUGAGUGAGUCGUACAGCUCCAGCCAGGACCCCCCCGAGAAGGCCAUUCCCAUCUGCACCCUCAAGAACUUCCCCAACGCCAUCGAGCACACGCUCCAGUGGGCACGUGACGAGUUCGAGGGGCUCUUCAAGCAACCGGCUGAGAACGUCAACCAGUACCUGAUGGACCCCAAGUUCCUGGAGCGGACGCUGCGCUUGGCGGGGACGCAGCCGCUGGAGGUGCUCGAGGCCGUCCAGCGCAGCCUCGUGACCGACCGGCCCCGGGCCUGGCCCGACUGCGUGGCCUGGGCCUGUCGGCACUGGCACCGCCAGUACAACAACAACAUCCGCCAGCUGCUGCACAACUUCCCCCCGGAUCAGAGAACGAACUCGGGGACUCUGUUCUGGUCGGGGCCCAAGCGCUGCCCCCACCCCCUUAUCUUUGACCCCGACAACGUGAGUUGGGCCCUGUGUGGGGAGGGGGGGCUGUCACCUG